CGCCUCCCGCGCCCGGGACCCUCUCCCUCCCGCCCGCGCCCCCUCCUCCCGCCUCCUCCCUCCUCCCUCCGCCCUCCUCCUCCUCCUUCUUCCCCGCGCGCCCGGCGGGGCCGGAGAGACCGAGAGGUGGCUGCGGGGAGGCGUAACGGGGAGCCGCGGCUCGGAGCCGGGGACGCCGAGCCGGCACCGGGGAACCUGGGAAGCGCGCUUGAGUUCACAGCUGGCCUGUGGUUUUACAUCUCAUCAGGGACCACUCUCAUCACACCCGUAUCUUCAUUCCUCCCCAUACAGCUUGAACAUCUGGAAGUUCAUGGUUCAUGUACUGUUGAAGCCUGGCUUGGAGAAUUUUGAGCAUUACUUUGCUAGAGUGUGAGGUGGCAUUUUUCUGAAGUUGCUCAUUGAGACUUCUCAGCAUUCCUACAGAUAUAAUAGGUCUUUUACAAUUUAGAACUGAUAUUCAAUUACUGGAAUGUGAAUUCUUCACCUACCUGCUUGGCUUAAAGCAAACUACACCUUGAAUAAUGUCUAACACAUAUUAGUCAAGUGAGGCUGCGGCCACGGAGCUGCGACAUGGCAGCAUGACAGCCCCGGAGCGCGCUGCCCGACGACGCCGGGACGAGGGAGCCCCCGCCUGAGCCGCCUUCCCGCGCCUUUCCCGCUGCCCCGCCCGGCUCGCGGCGCUUGCCGACCCCUUGGACUCCCGACUCCCUCCGCCUUCAGCAUCAAUAUGUGUCAUGUCAUUGUCACCUGUCGCUCGAUGCUCUGGACCCUCCUGAGUAUUGUGGUGGCGUUCGCCGAGCUCAUCGCCUUCAUGAGCGCAGACUGGCUGAUCGGGAAAGCCAAGCCCCGCGGCAGCGCCGAGCCGGGCGAGCAGGGCGCGGGCCCCCCGGAGCCCUACCACCCCACGCUGGGCAUCUACGCCCGCUGCAUCCGGAACCCCGGCGUGCAGCACCUCCCGCGCGAGACGCUGUGCGGGCCCUACGCUGAGAGCUUCGGCGAGAUCGCCAGCGGCUUCUGGCAGGCCACCGCUAUCUUCUUAGCCGUGGGCAUCUUCAUUCUGUGCACUGUGGCCCUGGUGUCUGUCUUCACCAUGUGUGUGCAGAGCAUCAUGAAGAAAAGCAUCUUCAACGUCUGUGGGCUGCUGCAAGGCAUCGCAGGCCUCUUCCUCAUCCUGGGCUUGAUACUCUACCCUGCUGGCUGGGGCUGUCAGAAGGCCAUAGGCUACUGCGGACACUACGCGUCGGCCUACAAACCUGGAGACUGCUCACUGGGCUGGGCCUUCUAUACCGCCAUCGGGGGCACGGUGCUCACCUUCAUCUGUGCUGUCUUCUCCGCCCAAGCGGAGAUCGCCACCUCCAGUGACAAAGUACAGGAAGAAAUCGAAGAGGGGAAAAACCUCAUCUGCCUCCUUUAGCUUGGAAGAGACAUCAGCGCCGUUUUCUUGCUCGCCGUAACCUUGUGAAAUACUUCACUUCUGGUUCCGUCACUUGGGUCAAGUGAAGAACUAGCCUUUACCUACCGAAGCCACAUUCCACAGCCUCCCAGGACUGACGGCAGGCCACGUCCAGCCACGCCGAGCAUUGCACGUGAGGGUCACGGUGCACAUCGUAAGAGAUGGAACGAGAAAACAGCACACAAGCCCUGACGUGGAGUUUCGUUCUGUUGGACCCCAUCUCCCCCCAAGGCUCAAUGAAGGAUGAUGACCUGAACCAUGAAAGCAACAGGUUCUCUGGUAACAGACGAGACCACAGGCCGGAUCUGCAGGCGGUUUUAGGCUGCGUGCAUCUCUGCCUCAGGGUGAGGUUGGUGUGGGGGGUCCUUCGUUUCGUCGCGUUCUUUCACACUGUCUCCUCUGGGGUCCACAGUGAAGACCGCACAUUUCCCGGGGACACCAAGACACUGCCUCUCACUUAGCUGACCUGAGCAGGGACAGUGUGGAAUUCUACUGUGGGACUUACUCUAGGCUGAACUCCAGAGUCAGGUGGGUCCACUGAACUGUCACUCUGAGAGUCUAGAAAUUUGAGGAGAGAAAGGAUGAGGACCUGUCCCACCAUGAGAAUAAAAGCACAGACAGAAUCCUAUUAGUAGAGACAGAGUCACUCCACUUCCCAGGCGUAGCACCAGUACUGGCCCAGUCUCCUCUGCCACCAGAAAUCCCUUGUUGUUCCCUGAGGGCUAGACCUGCGUUUUGACUGCCGGAGGAAACCUGUUUCCUCCUUCCAGGGACCCAGGUCUCCAGGCUGCUGUGGCUCACUCAGAGAGCGUGCCCGAAUCUCAGCCCUUGUGGGGAGACCUUUCCCCGCUGUGCGGGAACCAGGCAGCACCCGGCCGUGUUCCCGCCCCCAGCGGCAGCAGAUGACAAGGAGCUGGUCAUAGGAGUUACGUUUCUCUAGUUACUGGUGUUGGUCCUGGACGCAGACUCAAAUAACAUUAAAUUGCUCUACCCAGUGAGUUUACAGCAAAGGCUUCAUUCUCAGGAAAGCAUAGAGUAGAAGGUUCAUGCAAAAAUGAGAGCAACCAAGCUCCUAGCACCUGCCUACAACUGUUUACAGAAAGAAUGAAACACCACUAUUAAAAAGGAUCCAGGGGCUUUUAAUCUAGUUUCUGUAAGUCACCAAUAACUGAUUCAGGAAAAUGUUAUUAGCCAUCACUUCAACCUUACCCUGGAAUGAUCAAAGGGACCAAAAGGAACCUAGUCUGAUAUUACCCUGAACUUCAGAAUUACAGGAUGCUACAGCAACACUUCCUUAAAACUUAAACAAAUGGGAUGGAUCCACCAAAUUUCUGGAAGGAUUAAAAGUAUGGGUCUCUUUAGGCUUACGAAUCUGCUUACUUGAGGGCUUGCUUUGUUUUGAAAAAUUUAACAAAUAACUAAUGAACCUUGUUUGGGCAAGGUAUUGUGUGCUAAGCACCACCAGGCAUAGAAGAAUCCUGGAUUCAGAUCUUACAACCCUGCCCUGAGUUAAUCAUCUUAAAGCUAUGUGAGUCUGAAAACCAUGCCUUGCUGCAGAAUUAAGUAAUUGCUUUAUAUUAAUACAUAGAUGGGAUGGAGAACUAAAGUUUUAUUCCAGUCUGGCCAUUGGCCUAUGCCAGAAACCAUUUUAUCUCACAGAUUAUGACCUAAAGGGCAAGAGAGGUAUGGGGUUGGGGGGGGGGGGGGGGGGGAACCAGCCUUUAAUGAGUUCACCAUUCUUAGACCAAAACUGAGAAUAAGCAAAGUGUACAUCUGUGACUCUUUUCAAAAAAGCAAAGGGGUAAAUAUGUGUGCUCACGGCAGCCUGCCAUCUGGACUCGGGAAACAAGACCUGCGUAGGUGAUGGUGGCCACAAAACAGGGCUCCUGUCCCUGCCGGAUAGGGACGCACAAGUCCUGAUGCUGUCAUACUUAUCCCUUUUUAACACUAGGAAAUUAUUUUCAUUAGUAAGAAAAAUAAAGUUCCCUCCACCAGGCAAAUAAUGUUGAUUAAAAAUACACAUUUUUUUCUUAAAUUUAUCACAAGAUUCACUUUUCCUUCUAUACAACAUAGAGAACCUAUGUUAUAACUCUGAUUUUACACUCUCACUCUCCUCCCAGACAAGUCAUAAGCCUGGAGGAGCCUCUGAGCAUGUCCAUCAUCUUUACUGCCCGACUGCUUUUCCACUAAGGCGGGGUGGAGGUACAUCCCUAGAUCACUCUAAUAACAAGUCAUAAGUGAAAAUGUGCCCUCUCUUGGUCAGAAGAAAGUCACUUGACAGUGUUUACUUCAUCAGUCUGAAUGUCACAGAAGACCAGAAAAGGUACAUGUGCACACACACAAAACCCCAAACCAUUAACAACUACUUAAAACACUGAUUUGUCAGGCAGAGCACAGAUGAAAUCUCUCUAGCAGAGAAAGAGUAAAAAGGUAAACGUGGGCCUUUUGAACCUGCAAGUCCAUUUAGCCAGGCUUCAGUUAGGAUAAAUGGAAUAUAAAAAUCAUGCUAGCCUAGAUGAAAACUGCAUGGCUGUUUAAAAACCACUGAAUGGGAGGACUGUGUUAGAAAGAAACAGAUUGAAAACAAUUAGACAAUCGUUGACCUACAUCUAUUUUUCUAAUAAAUUUCUAUCAAUCACAUAAUUGCCUCAGUCUAAAAAUCUAAUAUACCUGGACCAUCACUACUACCAAAAAAGUCUUAUUUAUUUUUUGCCUGCAUUUGUGCUUCAAGUUUUGUGAUGGGGCUGGGCUUCCUCAGUGAACUCCAAGAAGGCAGAAAUGUUUGCUUUGGAUUCUGUGGAUUCUUUAAACCUGUGUGCUAAUUCAACAAUUUACAUGAAUUAUGUAAGGGUUUUUGUAUACUUAUCAAACAUCUGUGGUGUAAUGAUCUUUGUUAAGCAUGUAUUCUGUAAAGUGCCAUAGUCCUUUUUUUUUUUAAUGUGUGUAGCAUAUUUAAAAUAUAUAUAUAUUAUACAUACACGAGUCUGUGUGAGAGAUGUGCAAUAACAAAGGUGUAUGUAUGUUCUGUUUUUUGGGGAACUGGACAGGAAUCAGAACAGAGACUGUUUCUGUUUUGGCAAAGGAGAGUUAAAACAUUUUGCCUUCACGGCCUAGUCAUUAAUCCAGAACAAUUCUAAUGCUACACAGACCUAUGUGAAGAAAAGACUGGUAUGAAAUCAUCUUUCCCUGGGUCUAAAUUAAAAUAAUCACUAGAUUUAUGUGAAAAGUUAAGCCAGCAAGCCAGGCCCAGUUAAUGCUAGUCUUUCAUGUGAAAUGUGAAGCUGCCAUGUUGCCUUUUCUGUUAGUGUGAUAACUAGUAGCUGGUACAUAAUCACUAAGGAGCUCUUUCUUAACCUGCUUUGAUAGACCACAUUAAUGCUAGACCACUAUUUAAGGGCCAAUCUCACACCUUCUCAGCCAUGAGGGUCUGCCUAGAACAGACCUCCCUGUGCAAUAACACAUGGCCCCUGGAAAUCCCAGGCCUGCAUUUGCACCGGGGCAGCACAAGAAAGGCACGACUGGGAUUUCUUCUGAGACUGUGGUGAAACGCCUUCCAAGGUUGGGGGGUCAUGAGGUGCUCUGGAGGAACUUGGCACCACUUGAUAUUAUUCAACAACCACUUGAGCCAAAUGUAAAACUGUAUUACCGCUGACGGACUCAAUCAGAGCCUUCGAAUUUCUGGUCAUCCUAUUGUAAACUAAUACAUUAUUUGUCUAGCAUUGAUUAGGUUCCUGUGCAUAUGUAUUUUCACCACAUGCUCCCUACCCUCCCCAGAUAUGAAUUAAACCAGAUUUUGCAAACUUA
Messenger RNA from Dama dama (fallow deer), 5257 nucleotides. RefSeq names its product LHFPL tetraspan subfamily member 2 (gene LHFPL2). NCBI's taxonomy places the organism in Eukaryota, Metazoa, Chordata, Mammalia, Artiodactyla, Cervidae. The coding region runs from base 728 to 1414 and encodes 228 amino acids. Gene Ontology annotation, cellular component: membrane. The record is from RefSeq and is a predicted model, not a curated record. The transcript has 8 exons.